Molecule: messenger RNA, 2610 nt
Organism: Adineta ricciae
Lineage: Eukaryota; Metazoa; Rotifera; Eurotatoria; Adinetida; Adinetidae
Source: the annotation of a GenBank genome assembly
AUGAAUCUACGGACCUUGUCAAAGCGUUAUUUGCAUCAAACCAGAAUCUCUUUGAGUGAAUUAAAUUUCUUUUCAACUGAAGAAGACGAAGAUACACAUGAACUGCAUAAUCAAACGCUUUCAACACGUAUAUAUUUAAUCUUAUUAGUAGUGUCCGUGUUUGGCCUUUUGAUCUAUACAUUGACUGUACCCAUUACAGAAACAAUCGUUAUCAAACAACCCUUCUAUCAUCAAUAUCAAAAACUCAUAUAUGAACAACAUAAUCUUCAAUGUCAAUGCAAACAAACUUCGAUCACUUUUGAUGAAUUUGUCGAUUUGCAGCCGCACUAUCAUCCUGUUUGCACGUCAGACUUCAUAAGUGAUCAAUGGCUUGACUUUCUAAGCAAUAUAAGUCAAUUACCUCAUCUAAGUGUCAUCGAUUUUCGUCGAACAGCAGUUUAUUCGUUUCAAUUUCUUCAACAUUUAUGUAAAUUUGCUGAAACAAAUAUCGAUCAAUUUGUUCAACAGCAAUUCAAGUCUCGAUCGUAUAUCAGUUAUCAUUUAAAGGGUAAUGAUAUAUUUCAAGAAGAAAUUCGUUCAUAUGUUGAUAAAUUGAUUGAGACAGAAGAAGUCAAUUUUGUACAAUUAAUUCGAAUAUUUUCUGAUUUUAUACAUUCGCAAGGCUUGGUAUCCACAUUAUCUACGAAUAUUGUUCACUACAGAAAUAUACCAUCAGUUGUUACGUCAGACGUAGAGAAUUUGCUUACAUAUUAUCGUGAUAGGAAAUAUUAUGAUAAGAAAACACAUACGAAUUGCCGAUGUUUUUUUUUCAAAUGUAUUCAAGAAUAUGAAAUUCGAGAUUUACAAACUUCUAGCAUUCUCUUUACAAUUCCAAACUUUUACACAGGCUGUUUCAUAGUUGAUUCUUUACUUGACUCAAGUCUCAUAUGUUUCUAUAACCAAACAUGUAUCAAAGAAUUAACAUUUCAUCUCAAUUCUUCAUUAUCUAUCACUACGAUUAAUUUGUCACGAUCAUUCUCAAAAAUAAAUCAAACAGUCUACGAACUUGCAAGUCAUCUAAUGAUUAACGAAUGGAACACAACUACUUAUUUUCACAAAUACUAUGACCUUUGUCAACCAUUCCAAUGCAUAUAUACAUAUGAACAUCGAUUUGUUAUAUCUUAUGUGAUUACAACAUUGUGGAGUGCUAUUGGUGGUUUGGUAACUAUCUUUCGAGUGUUAGUGCCAAAUGUUGUAAAACUGAUUAGAAAAAGAAGAAAUGAUACUAAUGAAAAGAUUUCCAAGCGCCGUUGGUUGGUUGGACAACUCAAAUCCGUUAACUUAUUUAAAUCGACUCCACCAUCCACCGAUUUCGAAGUAGUUUAUCUUGAAAUUAUUUCAACGUAUAUUUAUAUUUUCGUUUUUCUUGUCUCACUCAUUCUCCUAACAAUCUAUACAGCAGUCCUGCCACAAAAAGUCACAAUUACAGUGUCUUCGCCAUCUAUCAAAGAAUAUGAACAUCUAAAUGUUCACCAUGCUGAUACUCUUACGUGUGAAUGUACACAGAUUUCUAUUGAUUUACAAACAUUUAUCGAAAUAACACCUAAAUAUCACCAAAUCUGUUCAAGUGUCUAUAUAACAGACAUAUGGUACCAAUAUUUAAUUAGUCGUGCUGAGAAUGUUUCAUCAGGAAUUCUUUAUACUGCAGAUGAUUUUCCGACAGCUAUCGGACCAGCUGUCUUUCGUAUGCUUGAAGCAUUUUGCAAGUUGAGCCAGGAAAACGUUCAAACCAAGUUAAACAAUCUGAAAUUAUCCACUUAUAUUACAAAAGAAGUCGUACGAAGGACAGUUUUUGUUGCACAACAAAGUCAUACUGUCGAAUUAUUCAAACUUGAUCAACAUCUGACGAACGCUUUAUCAAUGGAAAUGUUUGCAGAAAUGAUACAAUGGAACUCUCUAUAUUCCUACAUGCAAAUAAACUAUUCGCCAUAUCUGCGAUACCCUCCAUGGUCAGUGCAUAUGGGAUUUUCCUAUGCUGAUAAAUGUUUAUGUAUACUCCAAUACAGACGCUGCUUUAUCCCUGCGACCAUUGCAGCUCUUGAGCCAAAUAAGACUAGUGUAUAUGGAUCUUUUUGGCCUGUACCAGGAAUUUUCGGCGGAUGUUAUCCAUAUUUUGGUACGUUACCGUCUACUUUAGUCUGUCUGUAUAAUAAGUCAUGUUUAUCUGGAUUAAUAUACUAUCUUCGACCGACGUUUGAAUUGAAUAUCACUGUACUAAAAGAACAUUCGCCUCCAUCGAUAUUCAAUUCAACAACGAGAAUUAUUGAAUUAAUCCAAGAGUCAAUGAUCGAGCAUUGGCAAAUAAUCAUUAGUUAUGAGCAAUAUUAUGAAAAAUGUAAACCAAAGCAAUGUACUUAUACAUAUGUAAAACGAUUUUUGAUUACUUAUGUUAUUUCAAUAAUUCUGGGUGUUAUCGGUGGUUUAUCUUGGUCACUAAGAUUAAUUGUACCAUAUUCAGUGAAAUUAAUAAGAAAACUAUGGAUCAAGAUAAGAUAUGAAGAUGAUCAGAAUCAAGAUGACAUAAGUACGUUUACGACUUAUCUAAAAGUAUUAUUCCUUCAUAUCACAUAA